This is a messenger RNA of Alternaria atra, 2025 nucleotides long. RefSeq lists its product as uncharacterized. The coding region runs from base 1 to 2025 and encodes 674 amino acids. Gene Ontology annotation, molecular function: long-chain fatty acid transmembrane transporter activity; long-chain fatty acid-CoA ligase activity. NCBI's taxonomy places the organism in Eukaryota, Fungi, Ascomycota, Dothideomycetes, Pleosporales, Pleosporaceae. The transcript has 2 exons. The record is from RefSeq and is a predicted model, not a curated record.
AUGUCAGUUUUCCCCUUCGCCCUGCCCGCCGCCGCAGCAGGUCUCGCAUAUCUGAACGGCCGCCAUGGCUUUACAUACGACUGGCCACUACUUUCCUCCUUUGUCGGCAGCACUAUUACUGGCGCGCUGCAAGAACGACGCGACACGCUGAACCUUUUCUACGAACUCGAGGCGCAUGCCAAAUCCUCUUCGCGCGCAAACCACGCCUGGAUCAUAUUUCAAGGAAAGACAUGGACAUACGCGCAGGCUUACGACGUUGUGCUCCGAUAUGGCAACUGGUUGAAGAGCAAGGGCGUAGAGAAAGAUGAAAUUGUCGCAAUGGACUUUGUGAACUCGGAGGUCUUCAUAUGGGUUUGGUUUGGCCUUUGGAGUAUCGGUGCGAAGCCGGCUUUCAUCAACUACAACUUGUCCGGCAAGCCGCUGGUUCAUACAAUCAGGACGAGUACGGCGCAGUUGGUGCUGGUGGACCAGGAAAGCAAGGACAAGUUCAGCGAAGAUGCGCUGAAGGAGCAUGGCCUCACUCGCGUGCAUCAUGCAGACAAGGUCAAAUACACUUUCCAAGUAGAGCAGUCGGACGUUCCACGAUCAGUCAAAAACCAGACACGGACUCCCCAAGCUGCCGUGGAAGCAGGUGCUGUCUCUGAGCCCUUGACCGCGCAACGAAACCUCGAAAUCAUCUUCUUCGACGAUGCCCUCACAUCAACCAUCCUCACACACCCACCCACGCGCCUCCCCGAUUCCUCUCGCUCCGACCAAAAGCGCAGCGACAUGGCCAUGCUCAUCUAUACAUCCGGCACAACGGGUCUGCCCAAACCCGCCGUAAUGUCCUGGGGCAAAUGCGGCGGCGGCGCACAAUUCGCCGCAAACUGGAUGUCGCUCAAGAACGACAUAGUCUACACAUCCAUGCCCCUAUACCACAGCUCUGCCUCCGUCCUGGGCUUAUGCGCCGUCCUCCGCGCCGGCAGCACAAUAUGCCUUUCCAAGAAAUUCUCCCACAAAACCUUCUGGCCGGAAAUCCGCUCUUCACACGCCACAAUCCUGCACUACGUCGGUGAAACAUGUCGCUACCUACUCUCUGCACCUCCCUCCCCUUUAGACAAACAACACAAAAUCCGAGCCGCUUUCGGCAAUGGCCUGCGCCCAGAUGUCUGGGAGCCCUUCAAACAGCGUUUCGGCAUAGAAACAAUCUUCGAAUUCUACGCUGCAACAGAAGCGCCCGGCGGCCUCUUCAACCGCUCCACAAACUCCUUCUCCAGCGGCGCAAUCGCACGAAACGGGUCGCUGGGAAACUUCCUCAUGUCGCGCAAACUUACACUCGUGCGCAUGGAUCCUUCUUCCGAUCCUCCAGAACCUCUACGCGACCCUAUCACGGGCCUGUGCGAAAUCAGCGAUUACAACGAACCCGGGGAACUCCUGGGUAAACUCGACGCGGCGAAUAUAAAAGAGGGGUUCCAGGGCUACUAUGGAAAUGAGAAGGCUACGAAUUCCAAAAUCAUCCGCGAUGUCAAGACAAAGGGCGAUGCGUAUUUCCGCUCUGGCGACCUUAUGCGGUGGGACGCCGAGGGCAGGUUCUGGUUCGUUGAUCGCAUCGGGGAUACGUUUCGUUGGAAAGCGGAAAAUGUGUCUACGGCUGAGGUCUCGGAAGCUGUGGGCAAACAUCCCGCAGUUGCCGAAGCAAACGUCUACGGUGUCAGUGUUCCGGGCCAUGAUGGACGCGCUGGAUGUGCUGCCAUUGUUUUCGAACAAGGCGUUGGUGAAGUCAAUGACAAAUUGCUGCAAGAACUGGCACGACAUGUUAAGAAAGAGUUGCCGGCGUUCGCCGUACCUGUUUGGAUUAGAGUGACGAGGGAGAUGCAGUUGACGGGGACUAACAAGCAGCAGAAGGUUGAGCUGCAGAAGGAGGGGAUUGAUCCGCGGGUUGUGGAAGAGAAGGGCGAUGUGCUGUAUUGGUUAAGGGAUGGGAGUUAUACGAGGUUUACGGAGGAGGAUUUGAAGCGCAUUGAGGGGGGCAGUGUGAAACUUUGA